GCCUCCCUCAGCACCGGUAUGGUGAAGAUGUAGUUGACGUUCAGCUCGUGGACAGUGAGGAGGUUCGACACACGAGGCCUACAUACAUUAACCCACUUCAUACUUGAUACCCUGUGCGUGCAUAAUAAUCCACGACCCCGUGAGGUGACGUCGUGCCGUGAAUAUUGAACAGCUCGAGUUGCGUAGAGUAUUGCAUCAUUGGGGAUUUACGUGUUGGAGGUUGCUCCACUAACGUUGUUGUACUUGGACAGAAGUGGGCAUAUUUGCCUAUUUGAGUACCGUACCUUGUGGUAAUUUUGAAUUCAACAUCAUUGUUACCAGUGUUGCUAAAUAAUAGAAUUUAGUGUAAUUUAGGGACUGUCUUUAUUGAACAAUUAAAUCAAUUUUAUUUUAUUGUAAAUUUUGGAACAAAAAAGGGGGAGUUAUAGUAGUUUGACAAAUCUGUGAGGAUCGUAAGGACCAGGAGAGUCGCAAGUGACGUGAAGGCGGUCCGUCGGCGUCAGCCACUGCAGACUGACUAGUGACUGAGAGACACUUAACUCACUUAGCCUCAGUGGGGGUACUACUGUACAGCUGUAGUGCUGUAGUUUGACGUUGGCAAAUAUUUGCCCACCGCACCUGCUCCGAUCUGGUCUUCUCUAGAGUUCUCGCCAUCAGACCUCCUCUAGGCUGACACAGCCCUUGCAUCGUCAUGGUCGUCCUACCACUCGUCUCGACAGUCGUCAAGGCUGCUGGGAGAACAAUGCUAGACAACUUCGGCGAGCGAUGGGCCAAAGUCAGAGAUCUUGGUAUUGGAAAAGCUCUUGCCGCCACCGUCGCCACCCACAUCAACUCGGUGUCUGUCGGCAUGUGCCAGGGAUACUCCGCCAUCUUACUUCCUCAACUACAGGAUCCCGCCAGUCCUCUCCAGGUCAACACGGAGGAGGCCUCCUGGAUAGCCAGCCUGGGAGUGAUCACCAACCCUCUGGGUGCCAUAUUGUCGGGUCUUUUGAUGGAAUGGCUCGGCCGCAAGAAGGCUGUCCAACUGGUUUCCAUCCCCUUCCUCUUGGGGUGGCUCACCAUCGCCCUCUCCAGCAACCUCUUCAUCCUCUGCAUAGGCCGUGCCAUCACGGGAGUAGCUAUUGGAAUGGGCGCGGCGUGUUAUGUUUAUGUAGCUGAGAUAAGUCUCCCCGAACACCGAGGGUUCCUCUCCGCCUUCGGCCCCAUUUUCGUCUCCUUGGGGGUCCUUCUGGUCUACAGCUUCGGCUACCUCUUCAACUGGCAGGUGGCGUCCGCCGCUUGUGCCGUCUGCGCCGCCAUCAGCGCCUCCAUCAUGUCGCUGAUACCGGAGUCGCCGUCGUGGCUGUUAGCUCACUGUAAAGAGAAGAAGGCGAGGCAAGCCAUCGUCUGGUUCCGCGGUGACACAGAUGAGGCCUCGAAGGAGCUCGCGGAUCUCUCGGAGGCCAUGAUGGCGAAGAAGAUUGAAAACGAAGAGUCCGGCAAUCAAUGGAGCCAGUUCCUUCAACCAUCAGUUUGGAAGCCGUUUCUGAUCCUUGUGACUUUCUUCAUCUUCCAAGAAGGAUCAGGGCUGUACAUAAUGCUCUACUACGCUGUGAAUUUCUUCCAAGAAUCCGGCAGCACCAUGGACAAGUACGUGCUCUGCAUCAUCGUGGCCUUCAUGCGGCUAGUAAUGAGUAUCUUCGGCACUCUCUGCAUCAAAAGGUUCAACAGGCGAACCAUGGCCUGUGUCUCGGGGCUCGGGAUGGCUUUGUCUAUGGGGGUCGCCGGCUCCUACGAAUAUCUUUACGCCUCCCUGGAUGUCUUGGAGCGCCCUCUUCCCUGGCUCCCUCAGCUCUGCAUCGUCGCUAAUGUCUGCACCAGCAUGUUAGGGAUGUUGCAGCUCCCUUGGAUUAUGAUCGGGGAACUGUUCCCUACUGCGGUCCGAGGAAUCAUGGGCGGUGUCGUCUCCUCACUGGCCUACUUCUUCAUCUUCGUGGUAGUCAAGGUCUACCCUCAGUGCCUCCAGUACAUGCAUGUCCACGGGAUGAUGUGGAGUUUCGCCGCUAUCUCGCUCUUCGCCAUCGUUUUCGUGCUGCUCUUUCUGCCGGAGACCCAGGGGAGGACUCUGAUCGAGAUAGAGGCUCAGUUCAAGGGCAAGACGGAGGUCCGUAAAGAAGGCGAGCCCAGCCCUUGAAAAGGGAAGGUUUCGAGGUGAUUCUCUGAAAACAUUUGAAAUCCGGCAGUACCUAAGUCGAGGGAACCGGCAAGAACAGUCAACUUUGGAAGUCCGUUAGUGUACGGUCAUAUCUCAUGAACAUUUUUAACAGUUACGACCAUACUCACAUUCAAUACCAGUGUAACACUUUCGAAGAACCCAAUAGACCCGAUGAUUGUUUGUGCCAACACAGUGGUAAUGAAGCAUUCGCCUAUCUUGCCGGUGACUUAGACCACAUAAUCAGUAUUUUUGUAGUAUUCAUAAACGUCUGAAUGCAUCAGUUAUAGCUUAGAUAUUUCACGUAGUACUUUAGUUAGUACACUUGACUAGCCUAGUAUGUACAAAUACUCAGAAUAUAUGUCCACCUCUGUAAUACUAACAUUUGUUUUCUGGGAGGAACAGGGACAGGGACUCCGGCUAUUCUGAACACCUUGUGAUAUUAUUAGGCCUAUCGUGUGUGGCUGGGCUCCCGAGAUGUGGGCUAUGGUCCUCACACCACGGCCCGAGUCUCGGCGGCUUUAGGUUAGGUUCUAGUUAUUGACCACUGAUGUGAUACAGUAUUUAUUAUCGAUUAAGAGGCUCUGCAAAGAGAUCUAGACUGGUUUGUUAUGUGAUUUAUAUUGUUUUUAAUAAACAUUGUUUAUAAAUGUU
Molecule: messenger RNA, 2845 nt
Organism: Homalodisca vitripennis (glassy-winged sharpshooter)
Lineage: Eukaryota; Metazoa; Arthropoda; Insecta; Hemiptera; Cicadellidae
Product: facilitated trehalose transporter Tret1-like
Exons: 5
Coding region: 692-2173 (493 amino acids)
Biological process (GO): transmembrane transport
Cellular component (GO): membrane
Molecular function (GO): transmembrane transporter activity
Source: RefSeq, a predicted model, not a curated record